AUGGACAUCGGCUCCACCGAAGCCCCCACGUACAUGUUCCGUGACCUUCCCAAGGGUACCAUUCUCAAUGCAGAACAGAUGGCCGCAAUCGGUUACGGGUCGCCAGAGCUCAAAGUGGCAUACAAAAAGCAAAAGGAACCCAAGAACUUCUACCCCGCCCCGCCACAUGUGUACUGCGCUGGAUGCCUCGAUAAGCAACGCGUGUGCUGGAUGACCGGGCUCAAGGUUGCCGAGCGCGGCGGUUUCUUUAACACGACGAGCUGCCACGGCUACACAUCCAAGGGCGAGAGGUGCGAGGGCGAUAUUCGAAACAAGCUUGUUUAUCUCGCCUUUGUUGAUGAGAACACUGCGGUGACGGUCACCAGGGGGAACAGUCAGAUUGUUGUUACGUUCUCGAACCAGUCGGACGCCGCGAGCGCAAGCAACCAGCCUCAGCAGCCCCAGGUCGAGCUGAGCGCCGAGAGGACGGCAGCGGAUCCUCAGGAGACCACCCAGGCCUCCGCCGUCUCUGAUGCCGGUCUCGACGUCCGCGCCGACAGCCCGGCGGGCGACAUCACCAUGCUCAGCGCCGCUGAGGGCGACGAACACGCCGCCGAGCGUGCCGCUUGGCAGGCGAGGGAGGCAGAGCUGGUACAGCAGUGCCACGAGCUCACCCGCCGCAUGGCAGCGGUGGGAUCUGCCCUAGUGGCCAAGGACCGCGAGCUCGCCACGGCGCGGGCUGAGCUCGAUGACGAACGCCAGCGGUACGCCGAGGAGAAGGACGCUUGGGAGGCCGACGCGCUGCUCGACAACAAGGUAGAGGACCGCGCCGCGCUCCUCGAGCUCAUGGCCUCCAUGCGCCGGAACCUGGGGGCGAUGCGCGCUGCUGUCGGGCUGUCGAACGCCGCCAAUGAACCCGCCUGGCGCCAGACAGACGGCCAGAUCCGCUUCAACACCCAGACGCACCGCGACAGGAUGCACGAGCUUGAGCGCGAAAAGUGGCAAGCCGAGCGCUCGCAGCACUUCGCCAACGCUGUUACGUGGGCCACUGAGCGCGCGCAGCUCAAGGUCACCAUUGGCGACUUGAGGAAGGAGCAGGAGCUGCACAACCAGGACAAGGUCGCCUGGCGCGCUGAGCGGAAGAGGUACGCGGCCAGCGAGGCUGCGUGGAACGCCGAGCGGCAGCAGCUCCACGACGAGGGGCACGCCGAGCACCAGCGCUACGCCUCCAACGAGGCUGCGUGGAGCGCCGAACGACAACGGUUCGCGGAGGACAAGGCUUCCUGGGACGCCGAGCGGCGGACGCACGCGAAUGACAAGGCGUCGUGGGUUGCCGAACGGCAGAGCACGCCCAGCAGAGGAUCCAAGACAUCCGCCACGCUCAGCGCGGAGGUCGAACGGCACGCCACCACCGCCGCCGAGCUCGACGACAAGAAGAAGCAGCUCGCCGAGCUAUCCGCCACGCUGGAUGACGAGCGCGCCCAGCACGCAAGCGAAGAGGCGGCAUGGAGCGCCGAGCGCGUUCAGCACAGUGUGGUCGAGGCCUCCUGGGAGGCUGAGCGGGAGAAGCACGUCCAGGAGCGCGCCACGUGGGUGACCGAGCGGGCUCAACACGCCAAGAAGGAGGCUGCGUGGACCGCGGAACGAGGCAAUAUGACCGCGAAGUGGAACGACGCCGUCCAAAAGGAGCACGCCAAUGUCGCGAUGUGGCUUGCCGAGCGGGCGGGAUACCAGCGCCGCAUCGCCGAGCUGGAGGCCUGCGGGGCGGUACAGGACAACGAGACGCUCUUGGGCUUGCUCGACGUCGCGGACCGCGCGCUGGUCGGCGUACGUGCUGCUGUUGGCCCGGCGGCGGCGACCCCACGUCCCCUGUAA
Vanrija pseudolonga is the source of this 1854-nucleotide messenger RNA. RefSeq lists its product as uncharacterized. The transcript is spliced from 5 exons. The record is from RefSeq and is a predicted model, not a curated record. The coding region runs from base 1 to 1854 and encodes 617 amino acids. Lineage: Eukaryota; Fungi; Basidiomycota; Tremellomycetes; Trichosporonales; Trichosporonaceae.